Molecule: messenger RNA, 1320 nt
Organism: Peniophora sp. CBMAI 1063
Lineage: Eukaryota; Fungi; Basidiomycota; Agaricomycetes; Russulales; Peniophoraceae
Source: the annotation of a GenBank genome assembly
AUGUUAGAGGACUUGAGCGUAUACAAGAGCCUCAAGUCCAAUAACGCACCCCAAAGCGACAUCUCAAAGGCAGCUGACAAAACUUCCAGAAAAAUCAUACAGCAGUACGGGUGGGAAGAUCCUUUACGCACCACGACCACGGCGGAAGCUACCAGGGAGGGUCCACUUGACGAACAGGAGCAGAAGCGCAGAGAUACGCUAUUCCGAAAGGUUCACGGCGAAGUGCUGAAAGUGUGGCGGGAGACGCUCGCUUCAGAAGCGGCAGUAGCGGGGAAGCCUUCGGCUGAGAUCGUGGACCUCAUCAAGAUUUUUGCACGCAAGCCCCGCAGAAAACAACUUUACAAAGUCUGGGCGAAGUCGAAAGAACGUCCUGAACUCGAAAGAGAAGUGGACGCUCAUCAUGCUGCCGCGAUACAGGCCGGCUCGGGUACGUCACCAACCCCGCGCGUGGCGAUAUGGAACGUCGUGGCCGCCGAGCAAUACAAGAACGCGAGCAAGAAGGAGAAGAAGGCGGCCAGAAAGCAAGGCAAACGGAUCCAUCGACAGGAUAUGAAGAAAUGGGAGGCGAGUGCAGCUACAAACCCCGAGUCUCCUGACGAAGCGAUUGAGUUCAUGAAGUCGUCGCAACUAUUCUUGAGCGACUUAAUGCAUUUCUUCGCCAAUCGCGCAUCUGGCGUAGCCAUUAUGUUCCUGAGCGGUCCUGGCGGGUCAAGCCUAGUUUCCGAGGGUGUCUGCAACGUACUCGGUCAGCCAAAGCUGCUUUACUCGGAGGCUAACCCUGGAGGCUGCGAAGAUUUCAAGUACGCGGUGACGAAACAGGCACAGAUUAUGAACGAGAUAAAGUGGGGCAAAGCUGCCACCAUGCUUGAUCAAAAUCGCAACGAAGACGAUCGCAGUGUUGGUAACAUCGGCUGUAUAAGUGACACAGUCCAGAGUGACGACUACAAAGGAGACCAUGCUGCGAGCAAGGAUGUCCUCGGGAGCAGCGGUGGCGAAGAAGGCAGCGGCAGUGGCGAAGAGGAAGGUGGUGGAAGUGAAGAAGAGGGAAGCAGCAGCGACGAAAGUCUUGACUCCAUGAUCGACGACAGCGCGGGGGAGACGGCCAGCGUUGAGUUCCUGUUCCGACCAUUGGCGGGUGUCUCGGACAUCGAAAUGUCACGCGUUCAGCACCCCGUCGACCUCAGUAGGCCGCUCCACCUAUAUCCGAACGAUGCAGCUUCGGACACGAGCGGAAUACUCCCGGUGCGAACCGCCGCCGGGGCCGACAACCACCAUUCGCGCGGCGAGAGCAAUCACAAUCAUAUCCCGGAGGCGACAUAG